Molecule: messenger RNA, 2772 nt
Organism: Coniophora puteana RWD-64-598 SS2
Lineage: Eukaryota; Fungi; Basidiomycota; Agaricomycetes; Boletales; Coniophoraceae
Exons: 12
Coding region: 1-2772 (923 amino acids)
Source: RefSeq, a predicted model, not a curated record
AUGUCCGACACCGAGUCUAACACCAUCCCCCACCACGGCGAUCCUACUCAUUCGCAGGAUGCCCCCACUUUCAGCAGAGGGCUCCAGCGCAUAUUGCCUUCAUUCUUGGUCUCCACAGUUAAUUUACCGAGGCCUAUACCUCAGCUCCCUUCUCUGGAGCGCCAUCGCGAAGCACUGAGACCCAACGACGCUUCCCAUCCCAUCAACUACAGACGCCCUUCAGCCGUGGCCGUCCGAGCGGAUCGUCUCUAUGAACCCGUCAUAAGUCAUACCCAAUCCACCGUUCGUGAUCCUCCAGGGCUGGACCCUGUGGACGAUCCUUCUGUGCCGCAGCAUCGACAAUAUUCUCUUCCCGCUGUCUCGCUGGAUGCGCAUACACCCCCUCCUCGCCAAAAUACUAGCUCUUGUCCCGAUCCAUCGCGCCAGCAGUUCGCAGAUCCUGGGCCUGAUCUUUCACUCCAGCAGGCCGAAGCGUCCAAUCCGGUCCUCCAACAACAUGCUGGAUGGCCUGAUCCUCCGUCUCCAGGUGCUCUGCGGCCUCCUCUCCCCGUUCAUGCUCGCAGCAAAGGCAAGACGAGUAUUGGACCUCAGAGGUCCAGCCCCACUGUUGACCACCACGAACCAUAUCCUAGUGUCGGUUCGCGAAACACGUACCGUGAGCCAGUCCAGAAGCGGCUCUUGGGUACUUUGAGGGAUGCAGACCCCCAUGUUUCUAUACAGGCACAUACCGCAGACGUCGACGUAGCAUCCAUCUUUCCACUGUCUUCCAGAGCCGUGACAGACGCGAUGCGCCAACCAUCGGUUCCCGAUAACUAUAAUGACCAUGUCAUGGCGCCUCCACCUGAGCUGAACGAACCACCAGCUACCACACAGGGAAAACCAGCGAGCCCUAACGAGAAGCACACAUUGCCCACCUCACCUACGCAGCAAGACUUGACGUCCAUCUCGAGGGAUACUAUCGCGCCCUCCUCCGUGCCGGUUAUCGCGGACGAGGAUAUCUCCAUGCUGAACAUAGGGAACGCGUAUGGAACAGUAAAUACGAGUGGGUCUUCCCGUCCAGCACCUGAACCACUGCUAGGAUCAGUACAUGCCGUAUUACGUUCUGAGUUACAGCAACCUGGAACAGGGCCCAUGCCGAAUACUCCAAGCCGACCAUUACCCCUACCUCAUCGCGCUGGCGUCUAUCUAACAGACGAGCAGGUGGGGCACCUAGCAGGCAGGCUAGCGCCCAUGCUAACGCAAGCCCUUCUGGACUUUUCACGAUCCAACACAUGGCAUGCUGGCCCCCAGGGCGGAGGUUUCGUUCAACCUUCUGCUGAUGACGGCGACGACACUGAGCUCGAGGACACCACUGGUGUCCGAAAGGCACAGGCUUAUGGUCAGGAUUUCGCUACCAGACGGGCGAAAGCCGAAGCCAGUUAUCCGAAAGGGCUACAUAAUGCAAUCCGCAAAUAUCUAGUAGAGAAACAGCUGUAUCUCUCCUCCUCAGCACGAGACCGCGCCUUGCCAGUAGCAAACCCGAUGGAUGUAUCCCGGUACGAAGCCGACGCAGCAAGCCCCCCCACCCUUUCGAACAUCGCAUUCGAUUGGCCCGCCGCUCUGGAGUCUCGCUGGAACAAAUACGUUCUCGAUAUUCUAUCGGUCAAUUUCUAUCAGAAGGUAGAAGAAGGGAUGGCAAUCGAAGGCGUUGACCGCCAUACCGUUGAUCUUAGCACCAUUCGGACGCUCAUCAAAACCAAAAUCACGACCACGCGGAACAAAGUCAACGAGACUCGAGCGGCAACGACAGCAGAAGAACAGGAAAGAUUGAGAACGAAAGCCGAACACCGUUAUCAACUUGACAGGAUGAAUACUCGUCGCCAUGGGACAUAUCAACGUCGGAAGCGGAUUGUCACAUUUGUGCACGCCGGCAUUGCGGAUGAUACUUGGAGGGACAUAGACAAUGUUCUAACUAGGCUGGACUCAGCAGGGAUGAGUGACGAUGAAACCGACGACGAAGGACCCCCCAAGGUGCUGCGCCGCGUUCGAAUCCCAUGGCUUCAUCCGGAUAUAUCAGAGUUGUUCCGUCGUGUUGAGAGUUACCAUCAAGCUGUGCGCGCAGAGACACUGACACACCUGCAUCGGGGGAACCGGUCGUACCCGAGGGAUUACGAAGCCAUCCAUGUCGACAGCGCGCGGCCUGUUAUACAGGGUCUUCCCGCUAACUACUACCAUCCCGAGUGGUUGCGUACACUGAACGACGCUGCGCGCCAGAUGUUACAGAUGCAAGCCAAUUCUCCGUUACCAGACCUUAUGCCAAGCAAAACAUAUGCGCGGGGCUUCGUCGUCGACAUGGACGCCCUUAGAAGGUAUCUCAACGCUUUCAACUUCAGUAAACAUGAACUCCCCCCGCUUCAGCCCACGGACCCCAAUCCAGAGGGGCGUGUGGGUGCCUACCACGCAAGGAUGGAGCGCGUUCAGAGCGAGGUACUGCCUAAGGGAAAGCAGCUCGAGUUCUUGUAUUGGUUUGUCACCCAGCAUAGAGAAACGGGUGACUUCAGGACCUACUUCUUCAUACCAACAAGUCGGGCCUCCGAGAAGGCCGCGCUAGAAUCUUUCCCAAUGGUCGAGAGGGACAGGAAACGCCUUCAACACUUCAUGGCGACUACCAAUGGCCUUCUCCCCGAGGGCAAGCAGGAGACAUGCGCAUUCAAGAGAGAAAACUUCCGAUGGAGAGCCAUUCCCGAGAUGGCUCUAUUUCCGAAUCUGCACCCCAUGGUGAAUGUUGACUAG